Quercus robur (English oak) is the source of this 1874-nucleotide messenger RNA. RefSeq names its product phenylacetaldehyde synthase. Gene Ontology annotation, molecular function: pyridoxal phosphate binding; carboxy-lyase activity. The transcript is spliced from 13 exons. NCBI's taxonomy places the organism in Eukaryota, Viridiplantae, Streptophyta, Magnoliopsida, Fagales, Fagaceae. The coding region runs from base 243 to 1721 and encodes 492 amino acids. Gene Ontology annotation, biological process: amino acid metabolic process. The record is from RefSeq and is a predicted model, not a curated record.
ACCACGCAAAACAGUUGUAAAAAACGAGCAAGAUUUUGUCCACUAGAUUUUGUACACGUCCCCACAGGUGAAACCAGAGCGAAUAUUAGUCACCACGCUGAUCCUACUAACUGCCCUGUUUGAUUGCUUGUAUGACUGAUAUUCAUAAACUUCGCUCUCGCUGACCCUUCUAAAACCUGCUUUGUUCUUCAAACUCUUCUUCAUCUACAUUCACUUGCUUUGCUUCCCUCCCAAAACUAACAAUGGAUGGAUAUAAUAGGGAUGGUGACUUGAAGCCAAUGGAUGCUGAGCAAUUCAGAGAACAUGCACAUAAGAUGGUGGAUUUCAUUGCUGAUUACUACAAAACCAUUGAGAAUUUCCCUGUUCUCAGCCAAGUUCAGCCUGGCUAUCUUCGUAACAUGUUACCAGAUUCUGCACCUAAUCAUCCAGAAUCAUUGGAUGAUAUAUUUAAUGAUGUUCAGGCAAAGAUAUUACCUGGAGUAACCCAUUGGCAAAGCCCAAACUAUUUUGCAUAUUAUCCCUCAAAUAGCAGCAUCGCCGGAUUCUUAGGAGAAAUGCUCAGUGCUGGUCUUAACAUUGUGGGUUUCAGUUGGAUAACUUCUCCUGCAGCAACAGAGCUUGAAAUGAUUGUACUGGAUUGGCUUGCUAAAUUGCUUAAACUGCCUGAUGAGUUCCUUUCAGCAGGACAAGGUGGUGGAGUGAUACAGGGCACGGCAAGUGAAGCUGUUUUAGUUGUGCUAUUGGCUGCUCGUGACAAGGUUUUAAGGAGGCUUGGCAAAAAUGCGCUUGAAAAAAUUGUGGUUUAUGCAUCUGAUCAAACACAUUCUGCAAUACAGAAAGCCUGCCAGAUAGCAGGAAUCCACCCGGAGAAUUGCAGGGUGAUAAAAACGGAAUCUUCAACUAACUAUGCUCUUUCGCCUGAUAUUCUUUGUGAAGCAAUUGCACAUGAUGUUGCCAUUGGUUUAGUCCCCUUUUUCUUAUGUGCUACUGUUGGUACUACUUCAUCAACAGCUGUUGAUCCUUUGCUUGCUCUUGGAAAGAUUGCUAAGAGCAAUGGGAUGUGGUUUCAUGUAGACGCUGCAUAUGCUGGAAGUGCCUGUAUAUGUCCAGAGUACCGCCAAUACAUUGAUGGUGUUGAAGAAGCUGACUCAUUUAACAUGAAUGCACAUAAAUGGUUCCUUACAAAUUUUGAUUGUUCAGCACUUUGGGUUAAGGAUAGAACUGCCUUGGUUCAGUCCCUAUCGACAAAUCCAGAGUUUUUGAAGAAUAAAGCAUCUCAAGCAAAUAUGGUUGUGGAUUACAAGGAUUGGCAAAUUCCUCUUGGACGUCGCUUUAGAUCAUUGAAACUUUGGAUGGUUCUACGACUAUAUGGUAUAGAAAACCUACAGUGCUACAUAAGGAACCACAUCAAGUUGGCUGAACAUUUUGAAGGCCUCGUUGCUCAAGAUCCAAGAUUUGAGGUUGUUACCCCUCGGAUAUUUUCAUUAGUUUGUUUCCGCCUUCUGCCUCCUCGAAACAAUGAAGAUAAUGGCAAUAAAUUGAACAAUGACCUAUUAGAAGCAAUAAACUCAACUGGGAAAAUUUUCAUUUCUCAUACAGUCCUUUCAGGUAAAUACAUACUAAGGUUUGCCGUAGGAGCUCCAUUGACAGAAGAGAGGCAUGUCACUGCAGCUUGGAAGGUUCUGCAAGAUGAGGCAUCUGUCCUGCUUGGAAGAUUGUAGGAUAAGUUCAUCAACAGUGUCAAAAAUUAGUUGAUGACAUCCAUUACUUGUACUUGAUGACACCAAUUUGUGAAUUUUUCCCCUACUCUGUUCUUUUCAUAUCUCAAAAAAAUAAUAAUUCAUUUUCCCAUAAGUCAUAAAUGGGAUUUUUCU